This is a messenger RNA of Otolemur garnettii (small-eared galago), 1160 nucleotides long. RefSeq names its product C-X-C motif chemokine ligand 10 (gene CXCL10). NCBI's taxonomy places the organism in Eukaryota, Metazoa, Chordata, Mammalia, Primates, Galagidae. Gene Ontology annotation, biological process: chemokine-mediated signaling pathway; neutrophil chemotaxis; cellular response to lipopolysaccharide. The coding region runs from base 106 to 402 and encodes 98 amino acids. The transcript is spliced from 4 exons. Gene Ontology annotation, cellular component: extracellular region. Gene Ontology annotation, molecular function: CXCR chemokine receptor binding; chemokine activity. The record is from RefSeq and is a predicted model, not a curated record.
CUUUGCAGAUAAAUACCGCACGCUAGCCUCACGUUUUCUGAGACACUCCUCAACUGCUUUGGCAUAUUCUGAGCCUACAGCAGAGGGACCUCCAAUCUCAGCACCAUGAAGCAAAGUGCCAUUCUUAUUUUCUGCCUUAUCGUUCUGACUCUGAGUGGCAUUCAAGGAAUGCCUCAUGCUAGAACUGUGCGCUGCGUCUGCAUCACGAUUAGGAAUCAACCUGUUAAUCCAAGGUCUUUGGAAAAACUUGAAAUUAUUCCUGCAAGUCAAUUUUGUCCACAUGUUGAGAUCAUCGCCACAGUGAAAAAGACAAAAGAGAGGAGAUGUCUGAAUCCAGAAUCUAAGGCCGUCAAGAAUUUACUGAAAGCAUUUAGCAAGGAAAGGUCUAAAAGAUCUCCUUAAAACCAGAGAGAAGCAAAAUCACUGCCGUGCUGAUAAGGAUGGGCCAACGGAGAGGCUGCUGCUCCCAUCACUUCCCUACCUAGAGUACACAUCAAGCCCUGAUGUUCCUAAAAGGUGACCAGCAGUUACCAAAAAAGCUGCUGUUACUCCUGCAGGAAGGUAGCCGAUUCGUCCUCCUGAGCUGCUCAGUAAUAACUCAGCCCUGGAACUGCACUGUAAGCUAAGCCGAGGUGCUGCACAGCAAACGUGCCAAGUCCCACUCCCGCCUCUGACACUUUCCUGACCUUUCCUAUCUCCCAAAGUUAUUUCUGCUUCUAGGUUUAUCAGCGUUCUUAGAACCUCAAACAACUAAAACAUAUGCGAUCAAAGUGAUAAUACAACCUGCUUUUUAAGAACAAAACAUGCUUUUUUACUCCAUGUAUUUCUAAUAUCAUUCUCCCAAAGGGCCCCUACAGUUUCCGUGGUUACAUAUCUAUAAUUCCAAAUACUUACAGGAAGCUAGGAAUGUCUGCAAACGUGUGUGUGAAUGUUAUUUAAUGGAAGACUGUACAAAGUAGAAUUCUUAGACGUUUAUGUUUCUUAUAUUUUUUCUGUGUAUGGGAUAGCUUGUAAUUUAAGUACUAUAUAUCUAUGUGUAAUGGGAAAAUUUUCAUCUAGAUAUAUGCUCUGUUAUAUAAGACAAAUGUGCUGGAUGGUUUUCAAAAUAAAAAUGAUGUGCUUCCCCAGAAAUAUUAAGAAAAAUUAACAACUGAGAAACC